CGGGCUGGGCUGAGAGGGGAGGGGUUGGCGGCGGCGGCGGCGUCGAUAUUUCCGCGAUCUGGACGGUGCGUGGCGGCGCGGUUGGCCACGGGAGAAGUAGGUAGGGACCGCCGUGCGGAGCCAUUGAGACUUCUUCCCUCCCGUGUCAGAGAGCCGCAGCCCCCCGCGCGGGUGGCGGACCCUGGGGACGCCAGGUCACCCUGCGGCCCCUGCCCACCCGCCGCGCUUCAGGAAUAAUGGUUAUGAAAGCUUCUGUAGACGAUGAUGAUUCAGGAUGGGAGCUCAGUAUACCAGAAAAGAUGGAAAAAAGCAAUACAAACUGGGUGGACAUAACCCAAGAUUUUGAAGAAGCUUGUCGAGAACUAAAGUUGGGAGAACUGCUUCAUGAUAAGCUAUUUGGUCUUUUUGAAGCUAUGUCAGCCAUUGAAAUGAUGGAUCCCAAGAUGGAUGCUGGCAUGAUUGGAAACCAAGUUAAUCGAAAAGUUCUCAAUUUUGAACAAGCUAUCAAGGAUGGCACCAUUAAAAUUAAAGACCUCACCUUGCCUGAAUUGAUAGGGAUAAUGGAUACAUGUUUUUGCUGUUUGAUAACAUGGUUAGAAGGCCAUUCCUUGGCACAGACAGUAUUUACGUGCCUUUACAUUCAUAAUCCAGACUUUAUAGAAGAUCCUGCCAUGAAAGCUUUUGCUCUGGGUAUCUUGAAAAUCUGUGACAUUGCAAGGGAAAAAGUAAAUAAAGCUGCUGUUUUUGAAGAGGAAGAUUUUCAGUCAAUGACUUAUGGAUUUAAAAUGGCCAACAGUGUGACAGAUCUUCGAGUUACAGGCAUGCUAAAAGAUGUGGAGGAUGACAUGCAAAGAAGAGUAAAGAGUACUCGAAGUCGACAGGGAGAAGAAAGAGAUCCAGAAGUUGAACUAGAACACCAACAGUGUUUAGCAGUAUUCAGCAGAGUGAAAUUUACUCGAGUGUUAUUGACAGUGCUUAUAGCCUUCACUAAGAAAGAGACCAGUGCUGUUGCAGAAGCUCAAAAAUUGAUGGUUCAAGCAGCAGAUCUUCUUUCUGCCAUUCAUAAUUCAUUGCAUCAUGGCAUCCAGGCCCAGAAUGAUACUACAAAAGGAGAUCAUCCCAUUAUGAUGGGUUUUGAGCCUCUUGUUAACCAGAGACUACUUCCACCCACCUUCCCUCGAUACGCAAAAAUAAUAAAGAGGGAAGAAAUGGUCAACUAUUUUGCAAGAUUAAUAGAUAGAAUAAAAACAGUCUGUGAGGUGGUCAAUUUAACAAAUUUACAUUGUAUCCUGGAUUUUUUCUGUGAAUUUAGUGAACAAUCACCUUGUGUUCUUUCAAGAUCUCUAUUACAAACCACUUUCCUGGUGGAUAACAAAAAGGUCUUUGGAACCCAUCUCAUGCAAGACAUGGUGAAAGAUGCACUUCGGUCUUUUGUCAGUCCUCCGGUGCUCUCCCCAAAGUGCUGCCUAUAUAAUAAUCACCAGGCUAAGGACUGUAUUGAUUCCUUUGUUACUCACUGUGUUCGGCCAUUCUGUAGUCUUAUUCAGAUCCAUGGACAUAACAGGGCUCGACAGAGAGAUAAGCUCGGUCAUAUUCUUGAGGAAUUUGCCACCUUGCAGGAUGAGGCAGAGAAGGUUGAUGCAGCCCUUCACACUAUGCUGUUGAAACAGGAGCCCCAAAGGCAACAUUUGGCUUGUUUAGGUACCUGGGUCCUUUACCAUAACCUUCGAAUUAUGAUACAGUAUCUUCUAAGUGGCUUUGAAUUGGAACUCUACAGCAUGCACGAGUACUAUUACAUAUAUUGGUAUCUCUCUGAAUUCCUUUAUGCAUGGUUGAUGUCAACAUUAAGUCGUGCCGAUGGCUCUCAGAUGGCAGAGGAAAGGAUAAUGGAAGAGCAGCAGAAAGGCCGUAGUAGUAAAAAAACAAAAAAAAAGAAGAAAGUUCGCCCAUUGAGCCGAGAGAUCACAAUGAGCCAGGCAUAUCAGAAUAUGUGUGCUGGAAUGUUUAAAACUAUGGUAGCAUUUGACAUGGAUGGCAAAGUACGAAAACCCAAGUUUGAGCUCGAUAGUGAACAAGUUCGAUAUGAGCACAGAUUUGCUCCAUUCAACAGUGUAAUGACACCACCACCAGUGCACUAUCUGCAGUUCAAGGAAAUGUCUGACCUCAAUAAAUAUAGCCCUCCUCCUCAGUCUCCAGAACUGUAUGUGGCAGCUAGUAAGCACUUUCAGCAGGCAAAAAUGAUAUUGGAAAAUAUCCCAAACCCAGACCAUGAGUAGGGUACCGUGCAGCCCUAAAAAGGACAAGGAAGAUAUUUAUUUACUGUAAUGGAAUGUUCUUCAGAAUAUAAGAAGUUUAAAAAGCAAGCUUAAAAUCUGUAUAUAUAGUAUGCUGCCAUUUCAGUCAAGAGGAACAAAGGAAGACCACAUGUAUGUGUGCCAAUAUAAUAUGAAUAUAACAUAUCUCUGGAAAGAUACAUAAGAAUUAAUAAUAGUGUUUGCUUCUUAGGGUUGCUAAGUGCCUUAGGGAAGAGGGGUAGGAGAGAGAUGACUUUUUAAAAAAAUCAUAUAUAGUCAUGUAAUGAAAGAAAAUAAAAGGGGGGAGUGUAAAAAUUAGAGGAAGGUGCCUGUAAUAGAUGGAAUAUUUCUUUUAGUGGACUUCAUUUAUUUAACUCAACAAAUAUUGUUGAGUGCCUACUAUGUCCUAAGCACUAUGGUAGGUUCCAGCAAGGAAAAAACACAGAAAUCUGGGCCCUUCUCGGGGCAGGGGAGGCAAGCAGUAAAUAAAUAAAUAAGUUAUAUAGUGUAUUAGAAGAUCAUAAGUACUAUGAAGAAAAAUCAAGCUGGGAAUAGGGGUAGUGAAUGCUACAAGAAGGAGGCAGGUGGAGGGGAUUAGACAUUUUAAAAUAAGUUGGCCUCUGGGCAAGUCCUGGAAGAAGGUGAAGAAGCAAGUCACGUGGCCAUCUGGGGAUGGAGCCUUCUAGGCAGAGGGAUCCAAUAUGUGUAAAGGUGCAGAGGUCGGAGUGUGCCCUGUUGUAUUUGAAGAACAGCCAAGGGCUUUGUGUUGGAGUGAGGUGAACGAGGGGGUGAGCUGUUGGGGAGUUCUGAGCAGAGGUGUGACCAGAUCUGAUUUUUGUUCUAAAGGAUCACUCUGGCCAAUGUGCUGAAAAGAGACUGUGGUGGGACCAAGGGUGGAAGCAGGGGAGCCAGUUAGAGGCCAUAACUAUGAUCCAGUUGAAAGGUGGUGGUGCCAGUGGAUCAGAAGUGAUUGCGUCCUCUGUGAAUUUUAAGGUCUAGCCAAUGGGAUUGAUUGAUGGUGAUGGAUUGGAUGUGGGGUAAGAGAAAGAGAGUCAAGGAUGGUUUUGAGGGUUUUGGCCUGAGCACCACCAGGGUGGAUUGAGUCAUGUAGGGAAGACUGCAGGCUGGAGCAUGGGGGAGGCAGGGCUGGGAAGGUCAGGAGCUCAGUUUUGGACAUGGCUUUUGGAUGUCCAAAUGGAGUAGUCAUGUAGGUAAGUGGAUGUGUGAUCUGGAGCUGAGGAGAAGCAGUUCCUGAACUCGUGGUGACGUGUCAAGUGAGGUCACUAAGAAGAGGGCAGUGGGAACUUGUUUUCCUUCAAGUUGCCCAUUACUUCCUCUUAAGAGAAGUGAAUAUUCCAUUCCAUUGUUAUUCAUGUGUUCAGGCGAAGCCUUUUAGACAAAUGGUUGUCAGAAGUAACAGUCAACACUUAAAGGACACUUAUUACCUGCCAGGUGUGGGUCUCAGCUCAUAAUAUGUAUUAACUCACUUAAUCCUCAGAACAAAUCUUUGUGGGAUAGGUAAAUUAUUAUCCCUAUUUUUACAGAUGAAGAAACUAAGGAACAGAGAGGUUAGAAAACUUCCAGAGGUUUCAUAGCUAGUAAGUGGCAAAGCUGGAACUUGAAAACAGACAGCUUAACUCCAGAGUCCAUGCCCCAAACACUAUAUUGUAUUGUCUUUGUAGGACUUUGCAACGUAAUGUUCUUUUGUUUUAAUGAAAACGAGAUACAGUAGCCCUUUCAAGUUUUCCUGGUUGACUACUGGAGUUCUGUGUUACUAAAAGACGUAUGAUGGUGUUCAUGUUUUUAAAUUGCCUUUAUUUUAAUAAAAUAUCAACACUUACAUCGUGCCAAUUUCCUCUU
Balaenoptera ricei (Rice's whale) is the source of this 4154-nucleotide messenger RNA. RefSeq names its product N-alpha-acetyltransferase 35, NatC auxiliary subunit (gene NAA35). Gene Ontology annotation, biological process: N-terminal peptidyl-methionine acetylation. The coding region runs from base 237 to 2276 and encodes 679 amino acids. The record is from RefSeq and is a predicted model, not a curated record. The transcript is spliced from 22 exons. Gene Ontology annotation, cellular component: NatC complex. Lineage: Eukaryota; Metazoa; Chordata; Mammalia; Artiodactyla; Balaenopteridae.